AUGCCGAAGAAGAGUAAGAAGUCACAAGCUGCAAGUCUGCGCCAGCAGAGGUCAAAGGAGGUUCAGGGUACAGCAGGUGAACAGGUAGAAUGUGUUGGUCCUCAGAGCUGUGGAGAGGUGAAGAUGGCUGCAGCGUCUCAUGAUGAAAGUGUGACACAGGGAAGUCAGAGUGAUGUACCAAAGGUUUCUGCUGAUGAGGGAGGAUGUCACAGCGCUGGUGAAGCAAGGCCUGCUAUUGUGACCCCGGUAAAGCUCAGAGGUCAAAGUGAUGAGCCAGGUGUACCACAGGUAUCUUAUGCUGACAUGGUCAAGAAAAGAUGUGUGGCAGUUUCUUCUGAAGCUAACCAGUACGAGGACAUAACGAUCAGAGAUGAGGCUGAGUUAUGUGAUCCAACACUUCCUGAUGAUGAUGAGGAUGAUGAUGAUGAUGUGGAUACUACAAUGAAGGAAGAUGAUUAUGAUGAAACUGAUUUAAUGGAAAUUGACAGGUGUGAGAGUAAUGCUCUGUGUGAGGCAGAAAAUGAGCCUGAAAAUGAACAGGAUAUAGACAUGGUGUCAUGUGAUGAUGACAACGCAGUGAAAAUGAGUCGUCCCCUCUCGUCCCUGGAAAACACAACACCUGAAUGUUCAGAUGUGUGGAUGACGUCUUUGACUGACAAGUACAAAGCCAGACCUGAAACACUGGAGUUUGAGGAGAUGUGUUUGGCUGAUUUUGCAGCUACUUGCAGAAUUGUCUAUGGCAAACAGACGAAAGGGUUUUACCGCCCAUCCCAGGAAAAAUAUCCUGAAAAGUUUUACGGCACGUUACUGAAACUGUACGUUCCCUACCGAUCAGAGCAGGAACUGAAAAGACCGUAUUACCCCACAUAUGAGUCAUUUUACAGCAAUGGAUGUGUGCAACUACCAGGUUGUGAUCAUCUGGAGAGUGUCCAAAACAUUGUGAAACGAAACAGAGACAAAUAUGAGAAAAACAGUGACGAGAUUGAGAAUGCUGUUGAGGAGUUUGAGCAGAACAGAGGUGUGAUUGAUGAAUGGUGUAAUCUGGCACCAGAAUCGGAAGUUGUGAGGUUGGAGUGUAUUGAAGAGCUGGAGGCAAGAGAGCCAGAUUGUGAAAAUGAACAAGAUAAUGUCCCAGAAUACAGUAAUCAGGCUAAUGCUGUAACAGAAGUCAGAGCCAUCAGAGAGCCCCCAGCAUUUGAUCCCAUACUGUUACGCCAAAUGUAUCAGAAUCUGAACAAGAAACAAGCCUGUGUGUUCUAUGCAGUUAGAGAGUGGUGCGUAAAGCGAAUCUGUGGCCUAAAUCCAGACCAGUUCUUCUUUUACAUCAAUGGUGGCGCUGGAACAGGAAAGUCACAUUUAAUCAAAUGCAUCUACUCUGAGGCAUCUAAGAUACUGUGCAAACUGCCGAGGCGUGCUGAGGAGGCCGACAUAUCAAACCCAACUGUCCUGUUGACCGCAUUUACUGGAACCGCAGCCUUCAACAUAUCAGGCUCUACACUGCACUCGUUACUCAAACUGCCCAGAAGCCUAAAACCCCCAUUUCAAGGCCUUGGUAACAAUUUGGAUGAAGUCAGAUCUGAACUGUUAAAUGCUGAGAUCAUCAUCAUUGAUGAAGUGUCCAUGGUUUCAAAGCCCCUUUUUGCCUACGUUGAUGCGAGACUCAAACAGAUCAAAGGCAGUCAGAGACCAUUCGGAGGAAUGUCGGUAAUAGCUGUCGGAGAUUUCUUUCAGCUUCCACCAGUGCGACAGUCCAAGCCCCUCUGUGUGUAUGACCCAUGUGAGAUUGACCUAUGGCGUCAACACUUUCAGAUGAUCACUCUGACUGAGAUUAUGCGUCAGAAGGAUGAUGUUGCCUUUGCAGAGAUGUUGAACAGGAUCCGUGUGAAAGAAAAGUCAGAGGAGUUGUCUGAGCCAGACAGAGCUUUGUUGUCACAGGCAGUCACCGAACCAGAACUGUGUCCAACUGAUGUGCUACACAUUUUUGCAACUAAUAAACAAGUUGAUUCACACAACUCUGCAAUGUUAGCUCUGCUCCAUUCUCACAUCACCGAGAUUGAUGCGGAUGACUAUAAAAAGGAUCCACAGACAGGCAGAAUGGCACGACAAGCCAAACCAUUUAAAGGAAACAGAAAUGAGUUACCAGAUACGCUAAACGUAGCUGAAGGUGUCAGAGUCAUGCUCACCAGAAACAUAGACGUGUCUCAAGGAUUGGUGAAUGGAUCUUUCUCUACGCUAGUCAGGGUAAUAUCCUCUGAACAAAAUGGUGUCGCACAUGUCACUAUGCUUGGGCUCAAGAUGGAUGAUGAAACAGCUGGAAGGAAUUAUCGUAACAGAGCACCAGGAGGACCAGACAAUCUAGUGUACAUCGACAGAGCGGAGGAGAAUAUGAAACAGAAAGGAGUGGUACGCAGACAGUUUCCUAUCAAACUGGCCUUUGCUUGUACGAUUCAUAAGGUUCAAGGUAUGACAAGGACAUCAGCUGUAGUGUCACUGAAACACAUUUUUGAACCCGGCAUGGCUUACGUAGCUGUCAGCAGAGUGACCUCUCUCAGCGGACUGCACAUUCUGGAUAUGGACGAGAGUAAAAUAUAUGCCAACUCACAAAUCACUGCAGCCCUACGGACCAUGAGACAAGUCAAUUUGGAUGACAUGAUGCCUCUUCUCCAAAUCACACAGGCUGUGAACGGACAUGACACUCUGACCAUUGUUCACCAUAACACAGAAGGUUUGCCAUGCCACGUGAAUGACAUCAAGAGCCACCAUGAACUGUGUCUAGCAGAUGUUUUGUGUCUCACAGAAACUCACCUACAAGGCUCCUUUGUUGCAGACAGUCUCCAUUUAGAGGGCUACACUAUGUUCAAACGCAACAGACACCUGUCCUACACAAAUGUUCCACAGAUGGCCAACAAACGUGGUGGUGGCGUUGCCGUUUAUGUGAAAGAGCACAUUCAAGUACGUGAAAAACAGUACGUACAUAAUGUCACUGACCUUGAGUUUUUGGCUCUGAAGGUUGAAGCCCCAGUGAGUGCUUUGAUUGCAGCUGUGUACAGACCUCCGGAUUACAGUGUGACAUCGUUUCUGUCAAACCUGGGAAGCCUGCUGGACUCAUUGGAGAUCAUGGAUUGCCACCCUAUCGUUGUCUGCGGGGAUUUCAACGAGAAUCAUUUAUCCAACGCAAGUAAGCCAAUCCUUGAGUUGUUUCAGUCCCGGGGCUAUGUUCAACUCAUCACUGCUGCCACCACAGAUAAGAACACACUUCUGGACCUCAUUUUCAUCUCUAAACCGCAGCAUUGUCUCCACUCUGGUGUGAUGAGAACGUAUUAUAGUUAUCAUAAUCCUGUAUACUGUGUCAUGUCCUCUAACAGUCCAUAAAGAUGGCAGCUGAGACAAAGAAGAAAAGGUCUGCACCUAAUGCCAAAAUUGAGUGAGUGAAACAUGUAUUAAUAACUUGAUUUAAAAGACUAAAUUAUUGAAACCUGCAAUGAUUAAAUACAUUAUGGUCUAAUAAUUUAAAGGUGACUUUGUUGCUGUACCUGAUGUUAAUCUUUUCAGCACAGUUGGCAGGUAAAACAAAAAUCCACUGAGCAUUAUGUUUUUUUAGGAUAAUUCAUUGUUGUUUGUCUCUGUUUAUCUUGCUAUGUAAAGUAAACCCAAUUUUUACUGUAUCAAUUCAAUAUCAGCUUGUCGUUCCUUUGUAACCAUAAACUUCAACUUGAAGCAAUCAGUCUUGGUAGGAUGAUUAAGGUGUGGUUGGGUGAAAUGAACUAAAAGAUAAACGCUUAUUAUUUGUGACAAAACAUACAACUGCAGUAAAUCAUAUUGUUGUACUUAAUUUAGUAAGCAUAGCAAGACAUAUUGUUUGGUAAUGUUAACUUUUGGUAGUAUUGGAUAAUGUGAUUGGUCAUUAUUUUUUCAGGUAACCAUAUUGUUAUGAGAUAUAUUUACAACAUAUCUUGGGCUGUACAUCCCAAGUACAGCCCUAAACAUUCAGCAGCUGUGUACAGCAUUGUACACAGCUGCUAUCAUUUACGGUGGCAAAAAUAUAUCAGAAAGUAUGUGUUGUAUAUGCAACAAAUACUUUCUGGUAUAUUGGUACCUACCAGCUCAAACCCCACAUUUACAUGCCACCCAGUUUCAGGGUGGGUGGCUGUUAUAGACUAUAACUCAUGUAGGUUUACUUUCUCCUGGAUGAGAGACACAGUUCUCCUGUGUCCUCUGUGAGGACACCGCCAGCUUUGGCCUCACAUCCUUCAUCACUGUGAAGAACGACAACAACCAACAGAUGUAGCAGCAGCAGCUUAACUCUCCAUCAACUAUGGACAGACAGUCACUGUUGGACCUCACAGGGACACCUUUCCCUUCAUGCUAGUCCCAGCCAUUCUUCCAAGCAGAGGAUGAGAUAACACCUGCCUGCCUUUGCCUCACCUUCUCUUUGGCUCUAAAACUGAAAAAAUGGACCACACUGCCUGCUUUCCACCUGACAGUGCUGAAGAGUCUUCACAACAGAAGGUCUGCCUCUGCUGUGAUUACUCCACUUCACACAAUGGAAACAGUCAGGACUUUAAAGAACGCUAGACAUUACAAGAAGCUGAACCUCGUACAGCCUUCCUAAACUACUCUGUGUAAAAUGGCACUGGACAGAAAUGUUGUGUUGCCCUGCAGCAGUGUUCAAGGACCCGCUUCAUUCUCCUAUGUCCACAUCUUCACAUCCAAUUCUGAGCACAGUUCAGUAAAGCCUAACUUCUGUUGACGUUUGGCGAGUGAUCAGGUGAACUGAUGCGGGGAACCAAACUUAGACAGUCAUCACUGUCACAGAGACGGCUUCUCCUCAGUGCAGCAUUACACUUCACCCUAAACAAGUUGUAAAGGCCUCUGCUCCUCCAUGUCACAACAGUGAUGCUGUCCUCACACCAAAGACUGGCCAGAUACCUGGAAGCAGCAGUUCUACAGUCCCUGGAUCAUCAAAGGUCACAAUGCUACAGCUCCUUACAUCUUCAAGUACACUGUGCUCUGUUAAGAGUUUUGGUUUGUGCCAACAAUGAACAGAUUCAACAAUUUGCAACUUACACUACUGACCCAUGGACACACACUCUAGGACACCAAUUUAUUUUGGUACAUUGAUAAUUGAUAUAUACCUCGUAUAAUUCGAACAGUGUAUGCUUAUUUUGUAUUUUAUCACAAUUAAUAUCUUUUAUU
Molecule: messenger RNA, 5196 nt
Organism: Perca fluviatilis (European perch)
Lineage: Eukaryota; Metazoa; Chordata; Actinopteri; Perciformes; Percidae
Exons: 7
Coding region: 1-3372 (1123 amino acids)
Biological process (GO): DNA repair; telomere maintenance
Molecular function (GO): DNA helicase activity
Source: RefSeq, a predicted model, not a curated record